CGCCACGAUGUCCGCCACCCACUUCAACCGGGGCCCUGCCUAUGGCAUGUCGGCCGAGGUCAAGAGCAAGUUAGCUCAGAAAUAUGACCCCCAGAGGGAGCAGGAACUGCGGCAAUGGAUCGAGGAAACAACGGGGAAGCGUAUCGGAGAAAACUUCAUGGAAAGUCUGAAAGACGGAGUCAUCCUAUGCGAGCUCAUCAACAAACUCCAACCUGGUUCUGUGCGGAAGGUGAAUGAGUCCACCCAGAACUGGCACCAGCUAGAGAACAUCGGCAACUUCAUCAAGGCCAUCACAAGAUAUGGGGUGAGGCCCCACGACAUCUUUGAAGCCAACGACCUCUUUGAGAACACGAACUACACCCAAGUGCAAUCUACCCUCAUCGCUCUCGCCAGCAUGGCCAAGACCAAAGGCAACAAGGUGAACAUGGGGGUGAAAUAUGCUGAGAAGCAUCAGCGCAGAUUCCAACCGGAGAAGUUGAAAGAAGGACGCAACAUCAUUGGACUGCAGAUGGGUACCAACAAGUUUGCCAGCCAGCAAGGCAUGACUGCAUACGGCACUCGCCGGCACCUCUAUGAUCCCAAGUUGGGCACGGAUCAGCCUCUAGAUCAAGCCACCAUUAGCCUACAAAUGGGCACCAACAAAGGAGCCAGCCAGGCUGGCAUGACUGCUCCAGGAACCAAGCGGCAGAUCUUUGAGCCUGCAUUGGGCAUGGAGCAUUGCGACACCCAGAACAUCUCUCUGCAGAUGGGAAGCAACCGAGGGGCCUCCCAGCAGGGCAUGACUGUGUACGGGCUGCCUCGGCAGGUCUACGACUCCAAGUAUUGCCUCACCCCCAACUACCCCAUCAUCGGAGAGGAGGACCAGUACAACCACAGCCAACACAACUUCUACAACUCAGAAUAGCCGGUCAGGAACGAGGGACAGAAUCACA
This is a messenger RNA of Euleptes europaea (tarantolino), 932 nucleotides long. RefSeq names its product calponin 1 (gene CNN1). NCBI's taxonomy places the organism in Eukaryota, Metazoa, Chordata, Lepidosauria, Squamata, Sphaerodactylidae. The record is from RefSeq and is a predicted model, not a curated record. Gene Ontology annotation, molecular function: actin binding. The transcript is spliced from 7 exons. Gene Ontology annotation, biological process: actomyosin structure organization. The coding region runs from base 8 to 904 and encodes 298 amino acids.